Molecule: messenger RNA, 897 nt
Organism: Pieris macdunnoughi
Lineage: Eukaryota; Metazoa; Arthropoda; Insecta; Lepidoptera; Pieridae
Source: the annotation of a GenBank genome assembly
AUGGCGGGUAAAUCGAAUGGUGUUGAUACAUCGGAUUGGGCUCGAACUCCUCCCACUUCAGGGCCCCUGUGGGAGAGGGUUUGUAAGGCGAUUUACAAUCCAGAAGACAAAAGCUUUUUGGGCCGGACGCCGAAAAGAUGGGGAAUCGCGUUGGUUUUCUACCUGGUCUUCUAUGCAGUGUUGGCAGCUAUGUUUGCAGCGUGUAUGGGAGUUUUGCUUAUGCUCAUAGAUGAGAAAAGACCUAUGUACACACUCGAGAGCUCAUUAAUAGGAGCGAAUCCGGGAGUUGCGUCCAGGCCGGCCGUGGAAGGUUCCUUCCUUUUAGACAAUACUAACACAAGCAGUUAUGGCAUCUACGUCGACGAGUUGAAAGAUUUCUUUAGCGAUUACACAACUGAAGAGUGGUAUUUAUCGAGGAAGGGGUGCAAAGAGGAAGAUAGUUUUGGCUAUCCCACAUCACCAUGCUUUUUCAUUAAGUUGAAUAGGAUUUACGGUUGGAAACCACAAUACUAUGAUGCAAAAAGUUUACCUACAGAUAUGCCUGAGCACCUCUCAGAAUACAUUGCAUCAUUAACAGAUAUUGAGCAACAACAAAUCUGGAUAUCCUGUGUGGAUGAAGUGUCAAAUGCGACGAGUAUCGAAUACCCUUGGGGACGCGGCCUUCCGGGUAGAUACUACCCCUACCAAAAUGAAGUUGGGUAUAUAAGCCCCGUGUUGGCGAUUAAAGUUACGCCACCUGCAAACACCCCAACCACGAUUCGAUGCAGAACAUGGGCUAAAAACAUUAUUUACAACAAGAGUUUGAAAGAGCCAUCUGGUUACACUCGUAUUCAACUUUACCUCGAAGAUAACACUAGUCUUAACUCGACAAACACAGAUGGCGCUGAAAUCAAAUAA